AAAGUGCAGCCAUCUCCCGGGUCAAGAGAGCCAGAUUCCUCUGCAUCUCCGCUGCGUCAAAGCAUCGCACCUUCCGCCCAAGAAAGCCGUAUCAUGCCAACCAACACUUGUAACAAUCGCCUUGUUUCCUUCUCGUCCAGCCAGGAACAUGCUCUGCCCAACUCCGCUGACUUGCUUGAACCUACCUCUCAUCAUGAUUCUAAUUCAACCCCUUUCUUGCUGCGGGCUGAUGGAUGGGUGAUGGGACCCAAGCAUCGGCUCCUUUUCUGGGUACCUCCCGCUUCCCGACAUGCAUUUUAUACUCCUUGGACUUCAUUGGUGAUACCCAGAGGACAUCCUGAGCUUGAUUUGAGCCGCAUGGUACAUGGGAUGCACUGGUCGAGUUGCCGAGAUGCCUCCACGUGACGAUAAUUCUAUUGUUAUGAUACUGAGUGUACCAUUUGAUUUUUUGUCAAUUUUAUACCUAGCACCGAGCCUAAGUCCA
Molecule: messenger RNA, 484 nt
Organism: Suillus discolor
Lineage: Eukaryota; Fungi; Basidiomycota; Agaricomycetes; Boletales; Suillaceae
Exons: 2
Source: RefSeq, a predicted model, not a curated record